Phialemonium atrogriseum is the source of this 2031-nucleotide messenger RNA. RefSeq lists its product as uncharacterized. The coding region runs from base 1 to 2031 and encodes 676 amino acids. Gene Ontology annotation, cellular component: ubiquitin ligase complex. NCBI's taxonomy places the organism in Eukaryota, Fungi, Ascomycota, Sordariomycetes, Cephalothecales, Cephalothecaceae. Gene Ontology annotation, biological process: protein linear polyubiquitination; proteasome-mediated ubiquitin-dependent protein catabolic process. The record is from RefSeq and is a predicted model, not a curated record. The transcript has 5 exons. Gene Ontology annotation, molecular function: ubiquitin binding; ubiquitin-protein transferase activity.
AUGGCUGAGAAUGAAUACGACCAUGAGACGCUCAUCAUGGAUAUCCUCGACCAGACCGAGAGAGGGAAGCCGUAUCCGAGACGCCAGCGCCCAAACCUCAAGCGUAAGCGGCGGUCUAGCCAAGGGAGGGCAGCCGAAGCUGAAGCCGAAGCUGAGGCCAGGGCCAAGGCCGAAAGUGAGGCUGAGAUGGAACGCAGGAAAUUCGACAAUCCUGAACGGCGACAGGCACACAAGUCUGGAACCUACAUAAAGGCCUCACGAUCACUCCUGAUGCAAGCAUACCCGUUGGUCUUCGCCAAGGAGGUGACUCAGUGCAUGGAGGGCAAUAACAAUUGUCUGUUCCCGACAUUUUUUGCUCUCCAUGACAGAGUCUCUGGGAGACUGGAUGGCGUUGAACUCCGACUGAAACAGCAGCGGACGAAGGAAAAUCCCCUAUGGCGGGAUGAUCAGAUCGAAGCUACCAUCCAAAAUACGACCGACCAGGAGCAAAAACGUGCGCUGGAGGAAUUCCAUGCUGCCAGACUAGCUCUUCGCAACAGGCAGGCAAGAGUGGAUGCCGAGAAGCAACGAGAGCGUGAGGAGCAGGAGAACAUGGACCAUGCCAUUGCUGAAGGUACCAUAGCUGAGUGCGAGUGCUGCUUUGAGGAACGUGCCCUGAACCGAAUGGUCCACUGCGACGGCGACGUUCUUCACUGGUUCUGCUGGCCUUGCGCUAAGCAAAUGGCUGAGACUCAGAUCGGCCUUUCCAAAUAUCAGCUAUCCUGCAUGUCUAUGGAUGGCUGUAAAGCCGGGUUUUCCCGGGGCCAGAGAGACCUAUUCCUAGGCCCCAAGUUGGUCAUUGCUCUGGACCGGAUUGAGCAGGAAGCUGUCUUGCGCAUGGCGGGCAUUGAGAAUCUGGAGACAUGCCCAUUUUGCCCCUUUGCAGCCGAGUGCCUGCCCGUCGAGGAAAACAAGGAGUUCAUCUGCCAGAACCCCGGAUGCGAGGUGACCUGCGAAGACGCAGCACGAGAAUCAGGUCUCUCUGCUCGCCGCUUGAUAGAGGAGGCCAUGUCGGCAGCCUUGAUCCGGAAGUGCAACAAGUGCGGCACUCCAUUCAUCAAGGAAAACGGCUGCAACAAGAUGAUGUGCACCAGGAAUGGGUGCCGUAAUGUCCAGUGCUACGUCUGCCACCAGUCUUGCGAGUACAGCCAUUUUAAUGACGCGACUCGCGGUGGUAAGGAAGGGAACUGCCCACUAUUCGACAAGAGCACCGAACAGCGCCACGAAGACGAGGUCCGCAAAGCCGAGGAGCGGACGCGGCAGGCCGUAGCCGAAGAACACCCAGACAUCGAUGCCGACCUGUUCGCGAUCAAGGUGUCGGACAGGGUGAAGCAGGACGACGAGCGACGUAAAAAAAACUACCCGCCUGUUCCCGUUCCUGUUCCUGUCAGAGCACCUGUGGUUGGCAACCUGGGUCACCCCGUAGGUCCCAUCCGGCACCAUGCGAAACCUGGUGGGCAUGGACAACUUGCUGGGCAGCUGCGCAGCUUGGUGGGCAGCUUGGUGGACAACCUGGCGGACAACCCGGUGGACAACCCGGUGGACCAUGGGCAUUGCGAGUUGCGCAAAUCGCUGCACAGCAGGAUAGACGACCUGUUGCGAUACAUGGUGGGCAGUUCGGUGCGCAACCUGCUGGAUAUCCUGCUGGACAUCCUGCUGGACAUCCUGCUGGACGUCCUGCUGGACAUCCUGCUGGGCGACCUGCUUGGGGACAUGCUGGGCCACUUGCUGGGUCACAUGCUGUGGGACUUCCGGGAAGGGGAGGUAUCGUCCCUCCAAAGAUUUCGAAUAAUGCACGACCCAAGGGAGCUCUCGCCGCCGCCCAACAAAAUCAGACACUUGCCCAAGGCUUCGUUGACCCUCGUCCUCGGAAAGCCGAAUCCAGGGCCAGGCAGGAAGGGCAGCGAGGGGACGGUAACUCGCCUGGAUUGCCUCCUGCUCACAGGGAAGCCCUGCCUGAUUUCUGGUGGAAUCCUGCAGCGGCUUAUCUGA